CGGCCCAUGUUGGUGUUUCCUUUAUUUAGGCAGUUACCUGUCGUUUACUUCAAGGUUGAGUGAGUUAAUUCUGGGCGGAAGCUGGAUAAGUAGGCUGCUAGGGUAACUACGAUGUAGCAACACUAACAACGGAGGAGCUGGGAUUCAAACAGAAUAAACAAAGCGGAAGACAUUUUAUAAAGAUUUUUUACGACCUUGUAGUUCUUGACUGCAUUUACGUGGUGAACUUUCAAAACUGAGUAGCUUGGGGUUGUUAUUGAAACGUUGCAACAUUUAUGUGCUGCGUCUGCUGAAUGAGUGCUUCUUAGUAGCAACAACUAAAAUAGUUUUGAUGAUAGCCUAAACUCGCUGAGGAAUGCCAAGAUUGUCGUUGACUUUGUAUUAGGCUACUGUAACGUUUAACCAAUAGUCGUUAAUCUCAUUUUUAUGUGAACAAAAUUCUAUGCAUUUGUAGCUGCUAUCAUGAUAGCCUACUGUUACUUGAUACAUUUUCUAACCCUCUCUACUUCUCUCCUUUCAGUGGCAACCCAGUGUGUGACACCUUUGUUACCAUGCAUGAGGAUGAAUGUCAAAUCCAAUGAGACCAUGCUCUUUGAGGAGGAGGAAGAGGUGGACAAGACAAAUCAGCAGGUUGAAGAGGACAAUGUGUCCAGGAAGAUGGUUACUGUCGACUGGGACCAAUGGGACAGGCUACUGCUGCCCUCACCACUGGACUCUGGUGUGCACAGUCUGGACACAGUGUACGACAGAACCACCGUGAUGAUUGAACAAGACCCUGUGGGUUCUAGAACUGACAAUAAAGAGGAAGAAGAGGACCUGAUGAUGUACCUACAUGAGGGAUGUGAGACAGAGGGCCGUGGAGGUCUGGAAGACCACUGGGAGGCCAUGUCACAGGGGUACAUCCACCACACCAUCUCCCAGGACCAGAUCCAGUUCACCAUCAACCCUGGUUCCACACCCAUGCCCCGGCACAUCCAGGGGGCCACCAUCACACUGCACUCUGAGUGCCCAGAUAGCCACCACAGCGAGGUGAAGCGUUACCAGUGUCUAUACGAGGACUGUACUCGUACCUACAGCACAGCAGGGAACCUGCGCACCCACCAGAAGAGACACAGAGGAGAGUACACAUUUGUCUGCAACCAGUUGGGCUGUGACAAGGCCUUCCUCACCUCCUAUAGUCUGAAGAUCCAUGUCCGCGUUCACACCAACGAGAAACCCUUCGAGUGUGACCAACAGGGCUGUGAGAAGGCCUACAACACACUGUACAGGCUGAAAGCCCACCAGAGACUACACUCAGGGAACACGUUUAACUGCGAGUCGGACGGAUGCACCAAGUACUUCACCACCUUGAGUGACCUGAGGAAACACAUCCGGACACACUCCAAGGAGAGGCCCUUCAGGUGUGACCAUCCUGGCUGUUACAAGGCAUUCACCUCUAGUGACCACCUCCAAACACACUUCCUGGGAUACAUAGGUACAGGCGAGCCACCCCUCCUUCAGGGGAACACAGACGGUGAUAACUCCCUAAGCUCCUCCAACAACCUGAGGGACAACAUCAAAGGUCACAAGCCUGGACCGUCAGCUGCCAUAACUCACAGCCACUCCCUCUCAGAGGACUUGAAUCCUCGUUCCCCAUGUCUCAGUGAUAUGAGCCUGAUUUCCACUGUCUCUCAGCUCAGAGAAAGUAAUUCUGAUGCCCUGGACCUGAUGUUUGAAUUGCUGUUUCAAGACAAGCCCCAGCCACAGGAUGUGUCGUUGCUGGCAGUGCCCUCAUGCAGUUUGGAGAACCCAUCUCCAACAGUGGUGCUUCCAGAAGCAUCUCCCUCUUUCAUCUCUACCUGUCCUGAACCCUCUGACUCUAUCCCUGGUGUACCCCAUCCUGUACCCCAGCCCAUCGCUGUCCUCACCCCUGGGUGGACCCCUAGUGAACCCUUUCCAGUUCCUGUCUCUCCCAUGAUCAGUGAAAUACCUAAACAUGAGGUGAAUCCAGAACAGCCAGCCGCAUCCAUCUAUUCCCAACCAGGCUCCAAUCAGAGCCUACUACCACAGCCAACCGCCACCCUCCAUUCCCAACCAGGCUCCAAUCAGAGCCUACUACCACAACCAACCACCACCCUCCAUUCCCAACCAGGCUCCACACAUAGCCUACUACUACAGCCAGCUGCCAUGCCCUCCAUCUGUUCUCAACCAGGCACAGGCCCAUACCCUCCACCACCCAGCUCCUCCCUCCAGGCCCCACUAACACCCCUCUCCCUGGGGUACUCUGCUCCUCCUACUGUCCCUUCCCACAGUACCCUCCAGCCCAUCACUCAGAACUUCCAGUGGCUUUUGAACAGUAUCAAUGACCAGAGGCAGCAGGACACGCAGACACAGCUAUCACAACAACACGGUGGCUCAACAGUAGAGAAGCUCUAUUUUACCACAGAAAUACCUAUGGGAGGGAACACAGGGAUAGCUCUGCAGCAGAUAGGCCUGUGUCUCCCUGUCGUCGUCAUUAGACAGGGAGAGUCAUGCCAGUGUCGGUGCCCCUGCAGAGACGGCAGCACAGCAGCAGACACAGAGAAACAGACUAGUUGUCAAACUACUGGUGAACCCUCUGGCACCCAGGUCAAGCAGCCCCAGGACCUAUCAACCCAGGACCCACCACCCCAGCCCCCUCAGCCCCAGGACCCACCACUCCAGCCCCCUCCACCAUAGCAGCCUCCACCUCCACCUGUCCGAUGAAAAUUCAAGUCAACCUUUUUGUUACUGGAGAAACUGUUCCUGUUCCUUAUACAACUGAGGCGUCUCUAUGCACUGUACUGUGUACUUAACUCUUUCUGUUGUUAAUACCUAGUUCAAGAUCAGGUCUCCAUACCCUGUCCCCAUAACCUUAACCAACAGUAAUCCAAUCCAACCCCAGACUGGUUGCUAAGGGUAGAAAGCAAUCAUAUGCUGCAUUUCAGUGUGGAUCAGAUCAAUUCAGUUUAACUACAGUGUUUUAUUUAGAUUUAUGACAUGUCUGGUAGCGGUCUAUUAUGAAUUGGGCUUGAACAGUGGCUGGCCGCUGAACGUAGUGUGGAAAAUGGUUGACUCAAAUACAAAUCCUCUGCAGCAACAUUCCUCUUUACAUCCAGUCCCACUGGAAACAUUAAAGGUGACAUUUAUUUUGAUGGCGCAGACAGAAAAAGCACUGUUGUCAAAACAGACUAUCACUCCCCAUGCAGUACUUAGCAUUGCAGUUUUUGUCAAAUGUGUGUGGAAUGCAAAUUGUUAUUUGCAUAAUGUGCGUCAUGUAUCCGUACCAUUUCAUUCUGAACCUGCAAAUGAUCUCUGUGUAUUCAAGGGUCUCAAAUAAUGGGAGAUGAUGUAAGUAGCAAAUGCUGCUAUAACAAUACAGUGCAGCGUAUUUAGACACUAGCAAACUAAUCUGGCAAAGCAAAAAUAUUUGUUUUUUCUUCAAUGUUCAUAAUAUAACCGUUUUUAAUCUGGAACUGUUCUGCUUACUGCCAUUUUGAUCAGAGGGACAGGUUAGCUGAGGUGACUGCAUCAGGCUCCUUUUGGAGCUCUGAAAAGUAACAGUUUUUUAAUGUACACAAAUCCACUUGAUUGUGCCUCUUUGAAUGUUGUUCUGCAUUAUUGAACUAGCUUAAUGGGCUUCCUGGUUUGGAACUCUCUGAGUGGCAGAAUUCCCUCGACGACGUCACCCCGGCCAACCCUGCUGCCUUUAGAUGCAUUUCCUCUCUCGCUCUCUCUCUCUCUCUCGCUCUCUCUCCCUUUCUUUUUUCUGUUGUGACUUUCUGUCACUGGCCAUUAGAUUGGACAAUGUUUUCAAAUGACCUCAACAUUCUAAACGUGUUACUAAGUUAACAGAAGGAAACAUUAUCUUUCGGUUGGAGGUUUUUCCUAGCCUGCUUCUACUUAGCUGGCCUGAUGGACCCAUGCAGUAUGAUCAGAUGGCGCUGGAUUCAAGGAUGAACAAGCUCUGUAUGGAUGAUGCUAAUUUAGAAUCUGAACUGAUAUGCUCAGUUUUGGUGGAACAAGCUCCCCCACGACGCCAGGACAGCGGAGUCACUGACCACCUUCCGGAGACACU
This is a messenger RNA of Coregonus clupeaformis (lake whitefish), 4075 nucleotides long. RefSeq names its product metal regulatory transcription factor 1-like. Lineage: Eukaryota; Metazoa; Chordata; Actinopteri; Salmoniformes; Salmonidae. Gene Ontology annotation, cellular component: nucleus. Gene Ontology annotation, molecular function: DNA-binding transcription activator activity, RNA polymerase II-specific; RNA polymerase II cis-regulatory region sequence-specific DNA binding. The transcript has 10 exons. Gene Ontology annotation, biological process: positive regulation of transcription by RNA polymerase II; central nervous system development. The record is from RefSeq and is a predicted model, not a curated record. The coding region runs from base 463 to 2697 and encodes 744 amino acids.